Messenger RNA from Symbiodinium necroappetens, 1115 nucleotides. Lineage: Eukaryota; Dinophyceae; Suessiales; Symbiodiniaceae. The record is from the annotation of a GenBank genome assembly.
AUGGCUGUCGAGGGGCAGCCGCUGCUGGAACUGCCGGAGGGGCCGCGGGAAGAUCUCCCAGAAGCUGCGGAGCUGCCCGGGGCAGACAGGGCCCCGGAGAACGAAGAGCUCCCAGGAGCCGAGACAGCGGAAGAAGCCCAGAGACUUGGGGAAGGUCCCACAGGAACAGAGGCGGAGCCCAAGAAGGAGUUCCAAGAUCCGACGAGGGAGCUCCAGAGCGUGGAGGCCUUCGUCACGGGCCUUCAGGAGUGGGUCAGGAAGCAGGCGGAUUCUGUGGCGCAAGAACAGGACCUCUCCCUGGCCAAGGAGCAGCUCGAGGAUCUCAUGCAGGAGGUCGUCGUUGCCCAAGAGAAGUUGGAGAGCGCGGUGCACCAAACCCUGGCUUUGCAGCGCGACCUGGCGCUGGCCACAGACCGCUCCCUGGUGCUCCGCGCCGAGGAGCAGGAGCACAGCGGCACUGUGGAGAAGAAGCAGCUGAUCGUCGCAGCUCGCGCGCACCUCCGUCAAUGCCUCUGCCGUGAUCCUGCCGGAAAGCUCUGGCCGAUAUGGUCUACCAAAGCAGCCGAUCUCCAAGAGUAUGGCCCAGGCAUCUCCCUCUAUUUCGGCUUUACGGUACGUCUUGGCAUCACCUUCGCUCUCUGUAGCAUUCUGGUGCUGCCGCUGCUGUUGCUCAGCCUGGUUGGGAACGGACUUGACAACAUCGACGCGGGCACGGGAGAGCUUGGUGUACUGGCAUGGAGCACUCUGGGCAACCUACAGAAAAACGGAACCAUCAACUCAGGUCCCUUCGACAUCCCGGCCGCCGACUUUAGCUACUGGGCCGGUCUGCUGGAUGCUGUGGCCAUGGGCGCCACUUGGGCCGUCGCGUUUUGGUUUUGUCAGAAGACGAUCCCCGACGCGGUGGCACGAGAGAGGAAGGAAGUGGUGACCCCCGACGCCUACACGCUGUACAUCAGCGGCCUCCCGCGGCGUCUUGAGCAGCACUUGCAGUACGAGCAGCUCCUGAAGGAUCACUUCGAGCGAAUGCUCAAUGCGGAGCUCACCCCAGAAAUCGCUGGGACCGGGGUGGAGGUGAUCAACCGGGCGGAGCAGUUCAUCAACGAACCUCCCGCCAG